Molecule: messenger RNA, 940 nt
Organism: Helianthus annuus (common sunflower)
Lineage: Eukaryota; Viridiplantae; Streptophyta; Magnoliopsida; Asterales; Asteraceae
Product: cytochrome b5
Exons: 4
Coding region: 394-795 (133 amino acids)
Cellular component (GO): membrane; intracellular membrane-bounded organelle
Molecular function (GO): heme binding
Source: RefSeq, a predicted model, not a curated record
ACCAUGUGAGCUUUGCGCUUUACAUGAAAAACUAAGGAGUUGUCGAGGACAAAUCCCCAAGAAUCAAGUUGGUCAAACAAAUAAUUAGUGGCAACUGGCAAGUCAAAAUAACACUACGUGUAGCUGUUUAUUGUUGACUUUUUGUUAUUAUUUUAACUAAUAAUCUAAUUAAAAACUACUACUUCUUCUUAUGCAUGUUCUUUUCUUUCAAGCUUGUCAUUUUUUUAUGAUAUAAUAAUUUGUUUAAUAUGAAAAGGAACUAUAAUUUAGUAGACGACGUAAAUCUUGGUAGUUGACUAGUUGGUACAAAUUCGACCUGCAUCGGUUCAAAACAUCGAUUCAUCAUCUGGGUAGUACCUCAUUUCUAACGUUGAACUCGAUUUGUAUCAAGAAAUGACAUCGGAUACCAAGAUUCUGUCUUUUGAAGAGGUCUCAAAGCACAACCACAGCACUGAUUGCUGGCUGAUCAUUUCUGGAAAGGUAUAUGAUGUAACCUCAUUUCUUGAUGAUCAUCCGGGUGGCGAUCAGGUCCUAGUAUUAGCAUCCGGGAAAGAUGCAACCGAAAAUUUUGAAGAGGUUGGCCACACUGAAAAUGCGAUAGAAAAGAUGAAAGAUUUCUAUGUUGGUGAGCUCGAUAACAAUACUAUGUCUAAGAAAAAUACGUAUAAACCGCCUUCAACCACAGCCUAUGCAUCGAACCAAGCUCCCGCAAGUUCGUCUACCAACAGUUUAACAUUUGUUUUACCCAUAUUGAUUUUGGUUUUAGCAUAUGCUCUCUAUUAUUUUGGCAAGUAAGAAGUGGCAAUAUGAGUGCUCCUGCUUGUGUUAUUUGGUACUAAAUUCUUGACAUCGAUGGAAAAACAAAGUCUUUAUGCUUAUGUUGUGUGCUUUAUGGUGUUAAACCUGGUAAUAUUGAUCCAUAACCACAUAUUUUGAGUUA